AUGACGAUCGAUAAGCGCGAUUUCGACGCGAAUCGCCCACUCCUUCAGGAUAUCGACACAGAACAGGACCCAGCCGACCGAAUUGCAGAGUCAUCGCGGUUGAGACCCGCGUCACAAAUUUCACGAAGCUCCGGUAAUGACGGACUUCCACGGAGCGAUGACGGGUUAUUGAACGAUGUCGUCGAGGAGAUCGUCGAGCGUGACAGACGGAAGAUGCAGAAGGAGGUUACUCGAGUGCUUAGCUUUGGAUGGGGUGUUGUUACUUGCCUGGGAGCCGGCAGUAUCACUGCUUUCUCUUUGUAUGGUCAUCUACUCCUGACUCGACUCCAUUACUCGCAGCUCCAGGUCAAUGCUGUUUCUAUCGCCGCCGAAAUCGCAAUGUAUCUCCCCGUCCCCUUAUUUGGCUACUUGUGUGACCGGUACAGCCCGUCGCCACUGGCUCUGUUCUCGGGGCUGGUUUUUGGUAUUGGAUAUCUGCUCGCUGCGUUCACGUACAAGGGUGGCCCGCCUGCUGAUGCGGGCGGCUCUGGGUGGCCGUUCUGGGUGAUGAUUGUGGCGUUUAUCGCUAUUGGUAUGGGGACGAGCUGCAUGUAUCUAGCGGCAGUUGCGACAUGUGCCAAGAACUUCGGCAGAGGGAAACACAAGGGGAUUAUGCUUGCUGUCCCUAUUGCGGCAUUUGGCCUCAGUGGUAUGUGGCAGAGCCAGCUUGGGAUGUAUCUGUUCUAUGAACGUCUCGAGGAUGGGAGUCACGGUGAUCUCGACGUUUUUAGAUACUUCAUAUUCCUGGCGGUGCUGCUGUUGGGGAUCGGGAUAGUCGGUACCUUUGCAUUGCGCAUCGUCGAGGAUGAUGAUAAGUAUAUUGAUGAGACGGUUGAAGAACUAGAGCGCAGCGGACUGCUGGAGGAGAGUGAUUUCUUCCGGCCGCGGAAUGAAAUCAGACAAGUGGUUGAGUACGGCACGUUCUCUGGUGCAUUCGACGAGGAGGAAUCAACCCUGUCCGACGAAGAGCGCGAGCAGCAAAGACUGGAGAAGGAACGUGAGGAAGAAGAGCGCCGCAAAAAGAACUGGCUACUCAACUAUGAAACUCGCGUCUUCCUACAAGACAACACCAUGUGGUGGCUAGCCGCAGGCUUCUUCUUGGUCACCGGCCCCGGUGAAUCAUACAUCAACAACCUGGGCACAAUCAUCCCAACCCUCACACCUCAAUCCUAUCCCACAGGCGCAUCACCCCCGGCCGGAUCCCCAUCAACACACGUCACAACAAUAGCCCUAACCUCGACCAUCGCCCGCCUACUGACAGGCUCACUUUCCGACUUCUUCGCUCCCGCAGCAACACACCUCUUCCCUUCACUUUCCGAAGGCUCCCGACACACAUCCCCUCCAUCCUCACGCCUCACUCUAUCCCGGAUGAUCUUUCUCAUCCCCUCAGCCUUCCUCCUAUCCCUAGGCUACCUCCUCCUCGCCUCCCCCCUUCCACUAGCACACCCAGGCAUCUUCAACCUAACAACCGCCCUAAUCGGAUUCGGGUAUGGCAGCGCCUUUUCCCUCGCGCCCAUCAUCAUCUCCGUCGUCUGGGGCGUCGAGAACUUCGCCACAAAUUGGGGCAUUGUCGCCAUGAUGCCUGCAGCUGGUGCAGCGUUGUGGGGUAUUGUCUACUCCGCUGCUUAUCAAAAUGCCAUGGAUCACGGUGACGGCUUGUCUGAUGGCCAGUGUCAUGGAUGGCGAUGCUAUGGAUUCUGGGCUGUCGGUUGCACGGUCAGUGUUUGGGUUGCUGUUUUGGCUUGGUUGGCUGCUUGGAGGGGGUGGAAGAGGAGGGGGAUUGUUGUUUAG
This is a messenger RNA of Penicillium coprophilum, 1830 nucleotides long. Its product is annotated as MFS transporter. Gene Ontology annotation, molecular function: transmembrane transporter activity. Bases 1 to 1830 code for a protein of 609 amino acids. The transcript has 3 exons. The record is from RefSeq and is a predicted model, not a curated record. Gene Ontology annotation, cellular component: membrane. Gene Ontology annotation, biological process: transmembrane transport. NCBI's taxonomy places the organism in Eukaryota, Fungi, Ascomycota, Eurotiomycetes, Eurotiales, Aspergillaceae.